AUGGCGUCUGCCGCACCCAUCCUGCUCCUCCUGCUCCUUCUUGCUUCACUUGCUCCUGGGCAGAGGCGAAGGCGGCCCCCAGCCCCGGAGAGUGUCUUUGAGAAGAUCAAAAUCCAGGAGAACUUUGACCUCCAGCAGUUCUCAGGGAAGUGGUUCCUGGUUGGUGUGGCCUCCAAAUGUGACUACCUAAGAGAAUAUAAUCACCAGCUGGAAGCAACAACCAUGGCGGUGUCUGCCUCGGAAGGGAAGUCGCUGGCCAUCAGUACCUUCCGGAAACUGGAUGGAGUAUGCUGGGAGAUUAAGCAGCAAUACCGCUCCACCAAGGCCAAGGGGCGAUUCCUCCUGAAAGGCCGUGGCAGCAACGUGGAUGUGGUGGUGGGGGAGACAGACUACAGCAGCUACGCCAUCCUGUACUACCAGAAGCUCCGGAAGAUCUCCAUCAAGCUCUAUGGACGCAGCGUCCGGGUCAGUGACGCCAUCGUGGGUAAAUUCGAGCAGCGCAUCACAGAGAUGAACAUGAGCGAGGACUUCACCUACUACUUCCCCACGUAUGGGUUCUGUGAGUCCGCGGAUCAAUUUCAUCUGCUCGAUGGUGAGUUGCAACCCCCCAAGGCCCGUUGCUGCUCUACUCACCCCGGCCGGCAGGGCAAGUGCCCCCCGUGCUCCCCAUCAGCCUGCAAGGCCUAG
This is a messenger RNA of Emys orbicularis (European pond turtle), 687 nucleotides long. RefSeq names its product complement C8 gamma chain (gene C8G). Lineage: Eukaryota; Metazoa; Chordata; Testudines; Emydidae. The transcript is spliced from 6 exons. The record is from RefSeq and is a predicted model, not a curated record. Gene Ontology annotation, cellular component: extracellular exosome; blood microparticle; membrane attack complex. Gene Ontology annotation, biological process: complement activation. Gene Ontology annotation, molecular function: complement binding. Bases 1 to 687 code for a protein of 228 amino acids.